AUGGAGCUCAGUCAUCUUAUCGUCGACGCCGUCUGGCGUCCGAGCUUUGUCUUGAAGUACCACGAGCUCCAGAAUCACCUGCAUCCCUCCUCCAGCCGAAUCGGACCUCCAUCGUGGCAUCGCUCCUUCCUCAACCCUCGAAACCGAGUCGACAAUCUCGACACCACCUCUUCUCGCUGGCGAGUUGACGGAGCGACAAUUUGUGGCAAUUGCAUCUAUGCCAUCCCGUUGGACCUGCUUCCAGAUCUGCCACCGUUGCGGAUCCUCUUAUAUGUCGCAGACCAGACCGAAUACCCUACCGCACUGCGCGAAGGCCUUGAUGCAUGCGCCGGCGUGCCAUUGCGAGACGGAAAGGCUAUUUCUCAGCUAGGCCUAGCAAAACACCUCUGCCGUGCAUUGGAUCAUCACUGCGCUCGUGAUCCGAAUUUCCUGCAGCAGUAUCGGCAACUGCCGUUUGGCUCGCGGCUGGUCUUCGAGGAUUUAACUCCUGAUGUUGCGGACAUGAGACUGGAUAUCGAGCGGGACUAUGAUAUUGAGUUGAAUAUGGAGACAUUCCAGUCUCUCCAGCAGUCGUGGCCUGAUGUUUCCUCGGAUGCCUGGCCGCCGACUGUGGACAUUUAUGAUUUGCGCCUCAUCCAACAACUCAACGAAGCUAUAAGCCUGGUCGAAGCACCUAGCCAUCAAUCCGUCAUUUUCAAGGCUGCGACCAAGUCGUUGCACCAUAUGUAUCAUGAGCUUCAUUUUUUGCUUACAUGCCCGCCGCACCCUCACGUCAUGCCUCGACCAUUGGCGGUUGUGACUAAGAAAAGUGCCUUUGGGGGAAAGGUUGGAGUGGUUGGCUUUUUACUCCAUCAUUUCAAGGCUGGUUCACUGCGUGAUAUUUUGCCUGCCCGACAACGUGCGAGGACUCUGCCGAACUCUCUCAAGCUCCGGUGGGGUCGCCAAGUGGCUUCCGCACUGGUUCACCUCAACCGGGCGGGGACCUUCUAUUCCGACUUGCGGCCCGACAAUGUGCUUCUGGACUCCGAAGACAACGCUAUACUGUGCGACUUCGAACAACGCGGAAACUGGUAUGAGUGGUGCGCACCAGAGAUUUUAUACCGGCAAUACGCUGAGAAUAUCCGGUCUCGCCUCCCGGAGAGGGUUAUCAGUUCGCCUUUUGACCGCAUGUUGAAGGGAUACACAAAUCCACACACGUUAGCUACGUCCACGUGCUACACAUCCGCCGAGACACCGAUUGAAGCGAGAAACCGUGCUUGGUUUGCCCUGCCAACGAUUGCACAAGAGAAAGCCGCUGUAUACUCUCUGGGGCUUCUCUUGUACACGAUCUUUGAGGGGUUGAGCAAUGUCCAGCGCAAUGUGGCGAAUCAAUUCCCAAUCGAACCAGAUUUGGAGUUUCCAACCAUACGCCGGACACCAGACGCCGUCGAAAAAAUCAUCAAGCAAUGUACCAGUGAUGUCCCGGAUUGGCAAGCUAUAGGUUUACAGUCCGAAUCGUCCCGAGUAGUCCGAGUGGGUAGCUUGCUAUAUCCUGAAGCACAGACUGAUCUUCCUCGUGACACGAGAGAAACCUUCGACACUAUCAUGACUUCAUUUCUUAAUUUUUGGCGUAUCGAGCUGGCGCGAGCGGAAAAAUUUCUCGACAGCCCAGAGUGGGAAACGGGUGAUUUUGGGACAAACCGGCCACGGCUAUACGAAGUUUUGGAGGCCCUUGAAAACCUAUCGGACGUGGACUAA
Molecule: messenger RNA, 1737 nt
Organism: Aspergillus calidoustus
Lineage: Eukaryota; Fungi; Ascomycota; Eurotiomycetes; Eurotiales; Aspergillaceae
Source: the annotation of a GenBank genome assembly